AAUGGCACUCAUUUUAAAACAGAGAAAGUGAUAUAACUGUUUGUGUUACUACUAGUAACAUUGACUUAUACAUAUUAUUAGACAUAUAAAUAUUGUGGUGGAGUUUUGAUCUAUAAAGAUAUAUAAAGAUUAUUAGACAUAUAAAUAUUGUGGUGGAGUUUUGAUCUUUGGAAUACAAUCUUAAUUACAUUGAAGAUAUUCAUAUUCAUUCAUAUCAGUAAAACAAUAUGGGAAAUUAUAUUCUCAAACUAUGUUAUGCAUUACUUUUCAUUUUGUUGAACUCUGCACUAUCAAUCAAUGGUUAUUUCAACUCAACAAGUAGGACUAAAGAAGUAAAAUGCAAAGAGAGGGAGAGAAAAGCACUUCUCAGGUUCAAACAAGGCAUCCAAGAUGAUUAUGAAAUGCUUUCAACAUGGAGGGAUGAUGAGAAAAAUAGUGAUUGUUGCAAGUGGAAAGGAAUUAGAUGUAGCAAUGAAACAGGUCAUGUGCUCAUGCUUGAUCUUCAUGGUAGGAAUUUGAUAGGUCCAAUCAAUCUUAGCUUAUUGAUUGAGUUACAAAAUAUCAAAUAUUUGGACCUAAGUUGUAAUUAUUUUCUUGGUAGUUACAUACCAGAACUUAUUAAUUCCUUCAGAAGAUUAAAAUAUUUGAAUAUUUCAAGUUCUGAAUUUAAUGGAAGGAUACCUAACCAACUUGGAAAGCUUAAGAAUUUACAAUAUCUAGAUCUUAGAUACAAUGAUAAGCUUCAAGGAAACAUUCCUCAAGAACUUGGAAAUCUCUCACAGCUCAAGUAUCUUAACAUUCAAGGAAACAAACUUGUUGGUGAAAUCCCUUGUGAACUUGGAAAUCUAGCAAAACUACAGUUCCUUAAUCUUGGAGGAAAUUUUCUGGCAGGAGCAAUCCCUUAUCAACUUGGAAAUCUUGCACAGCUGCGAUUUCUUGAUCUUGAAGACAAUUCGUUAGAUGGAACAAUCCCUUUUAAGAUUGGUGAGCUUUCGAUGUUGCAGUCACUAAGGUUAGGUGGAAAUUCUAAUCUUAAAAUUAAUAAGCAAAAUUAUGCUGAUGCAAAGUGGUUAUCUAGUCUCUCUUAUUUGAAAAAUCUUGACUUGAGUUCGUUUAAUAUCGGCCAUUCUCAUCAAUGGUUGCAAAUGGUCAGUAAGAUUCUUCCAAAUUUAAGAGAACUUAGGGUAAGUGAUUGUGAUCUUUCAGAUAGAAAUAUUUCUCCUUUGUUUGAUUCCUUUUGCAAUGUUUCUUCGUCUCUUACCGUCCUUGAUCUCUCUUCUAAUAUGCUAACAUCAUCAGCACCCUUUAAGUUGCUAUUCAACUUUAGCACUAACUUAAAGGAGCUUUAUCUUUCAAAUAACAAUUUGGUUUUGUCAUCUUUGAGUUUGAAAUUUCGGUCUCUCUCGAUCCUCGACCUCUCUCAUAAUAAGUUGACACAAAUUGCAUCUCAUGACAAUUUCAUUUUCAACUUCAGCUCCUCAAAAUUUCAAAAGCUUUAUCUUCGAAAUUGUAGUCUCACAGAUAAAAACAUUCCUUUACCAUCUUCAUCCAAUACAAAAGUCUUAUCUUCUCUCGUCUUCCUCGAUAUAUCAUUCAACAUGUUGAAAUCAUCAGUUAUAUUCCAUUGGCUAUUUAAUUUCACCACCAAUCUUCAUAGGCUUCAUCUGUCAAAUAACUUGUUGCAAGGUCCGAUUCCAGAUAACUUCGGCAACAUAAUGAACUCUCUUGAAUAUGUCAACCUCUCUUAUAACAAACUGCAAGGCGAGAUUCCAACAUCCUUUGGAAACAUAAAAACAUUGCAAAUUUUAUUUCUUUCCAAUAAUCAAUUAAAUGGGAAAAUACCUAAAAGUAUCGGCUUGCUAUCGAUGUUGGAGUAUCUCAUCUUAAACAAGAACUCCUUGGAGGGUGAAGUCAAUGAAUCACAUUUUACUAACUUGUCGAAUUUGAUAAGGUUAGACCUAUCAUACAAUCAUUUGUCUCUAAAAUUCAACACUAACUGGGUUCCACCGUUUCAAUUACUUAGAUUGGAACUAGCAUCUUGUAAGUUAGGUCCAAGUUUUCCAAGAUGGCUUAAGACACAAGGUUCCUUGUUGAGUCUGAAUAUUUCAAAUGUGUCGAUUGUUGACUCCGUACCAGUGUGGUUCUGGCACAUGUCACAACAUAUGUAUGCAUUGAAUCUUUCCUACAACAACUUGAGAGGCACCAUUCCAGAUUUGCCACUAGCAUUUACUUAUUUUCCGAUAUUGAUUUUGACUUCAAACCAAUUUGAAAGUUCAAUUCCAUCAUUUAUGUUGAAAGCAGCAACAGCAUUGCAUCUUUCUCAUAAUAGAUUCUCAAAUUUUGAUUCACUUUUAUGUGACCAAAAUAAUACAUUUAGUUCCUUGGGAAUUUUAGAUGUAUCAAACAAUCAAUUGAAAGGAGAGAUACCUGAUUGUUGGAAUAAUCAUAAGUCAUUACAAUAUCUUGAUCUAAGCAAUAACAAGUUGUCAGGAAAGAUUCCACCAUCCAUCGGCGCACUUGUGAAUUUGAAGGCUUUGGUUUUGCAUAAUAAUAGUUUGAUUGGGGAACUACCUUUUUCCAUGAAUAAUUUGACCAAUUUAACAAUGUUAGAUGUUGGUGAAAAUAAAUUGUCCGGUUCAAUUCCUUCGUGGAUUGGAGAAAAUCUAAGCCAAUUAGCUGUGCUGAGUUUACGCGUUAAUCACUUCAUUGGAAGUUUACCGUCACAGAUUUGUUAUCUUACUCAGAUCAAACUUUUGGAUCUCUCAGAAAAUCACUUAUCAGACACAAUUCCAAAAUGUUUAUACAACUUUACUGCUAUGGCUGCAAUAAGUAUGAACAUGAUUAUGAGUGAUAAUGUAAGUCAUAACUAUCAUAAUAAUAUUACUGGCAGUAGGUAUGAUUACUACAUUUCGCUUAUGUGGAAAGGCGUCGAAGAUGUGUUCAAGAAUCCUGAGUUGCUUCUGAAGAGUAUUGAUCUGUCAGGAAAUAAUUUAACAGGAGAAAUACCUAAAGAAAUAGGGUUACUAUUAGGAUUGGUGUCUUUGAAUUUAUCAAGGAACAAUUUGAGUGGCGAAAUAAUGCAUGUGAUCGGGAAUUUGAAAUUGCUGGAGUUUCUUGAUUUGUCUAGGAAUCAUGUAUGUGGUGAAAUUCCUUCCAGUCUUGCUCAAAUUGAUCGUUUAAGUGUAAUGGAUUUGUCAAACAAUAAUCUCAUUGGUAAAAUUCCAAUUGGAACGCAGUUACAAAGCUUUGGCGCAUCUAGUUACGAAGGAAAUCUAGGCCUUUGUGGAAAGCCACUAGAAAAAGCCUGCUCAGAUGAUAAUGAUGAUGUGCCGUUGUUGGUGUUUGAUAAUGAGAUCGAAGAUGACGAGUCAAGUUUCUAUGAAACAUUUUACAUGAGUUUGGGACUCGGUUUUGCUGUUGGAUUUUGGGGAUUCAUUGGACCGUUAUUACUUCUUCGGUCUUGGAGAUAUUCCUAUAUCAGAUUCUUAAACAGAUUCAAUGACAGUAUGCAUGUCAUGGCAAUGCGUUUGUAUUUAAUCGGUUGUACAGUAGAUAAGCUCAUGUUCUAAUUCACUUUUUGGUCCGUAGAUCAAGUGGCAAACAACACCAUUUGAAACUCGCAUACAAUUGUAAGAUCUGAGUUCGAAUCCGAAUGUGGAUGUUCAACCUUACAAUAGACAUUGUCAAAUGAGCUAAACCAUGUGGAUCUUGUUUUUUCGCUUCUAAUAUAAAUUAUAAAUU
This is a messenger RNA of Trifolium pratense (red clover), 3741 nucleotides long. RefSeq names its product receptor-like protein EIX2. NCBI's taxonomy places the organism in Eukaryota, Viridiplantae, Streptophyta, Magnoliopsida, Fabales, Fabaceae. Gene Ontology annotation, molecular function: protein binding. The record is from RefSeq and is a predicted model, not a curated record. Bases 228 to 3569 code for a protein of 1113 amino acids. The transcript has a single exon.